Molecule: messenger RNA, 630 nt
Organism: Vigna angularis (adzuki bean)
Lineage: Eukaryota; Viridiplantae; Streptophyta; Magnoliopsida; Fabales; Fabaceae
Exons: 1
Coding region: 1-630 (209 amino acids)
Molecular function (GO): enzyme inhibitor activity
Source: RefSeq, a predicted model, not a curated record
AUGGCUUUCGCUUUCAUCAAAACCUUAUUCCUCUUCGUCUCCUUCACGGGCCUCCUCCUCCGUGCCCACGCCGCCCGCACGCCGCAGGCCCGCGUCUGGUCCCUCUGCAAGCCCACCACCAAUCCAGUUGUGUGCUUCACAACCAUACUUCCUCAUGUCAUAACCUUACGAAAAUUUAAUGCCUACACUGCUCUAGAAAUAGAGAUUGAAACCACACGGGAACUGGUCGUAAACACUACGAGCCUCGUCAAUAGACUCCUCACGAACCCAACCAAUUCCAAGGAUCUGAACGAUUCCCUCCAAAUAUGCUCCGAACAAUUCGAUAACAUGAUGGACUCCAUUAAAGAAACCAUGACGGUAGUGGCUCUGCGCAACGCCGCCGAGGCACGCUUCAAGUUCAGCGCGGUGCUCUCGUACCUCUCGGCAUGCACCGACGAGUUCAACAAUUCACCGAUUGUGAAGGAGGGGAAGGACUUGUACGAUCUUGGAGGGAACUGUUUGGAUAUUAUGAAAGCCAUUGAAGAUAGAGAGAGCCGUCGUCGCCGAGGACAACCGAUGGGAAGCCCAAUCGUUGGCCCACCACCAGCAGUUCUUACCCCGUGUCAGAAUUCAGUUGGGCCUUGCACUUAG